CGGGAAGGUCUCCGUCGGCAUCAUCAUUUUCCAGCAAGAUGUCAGUGCAGAAGAAUGAGGGCCAGGACUUCCAGGCUGGACCUUUAUCUGUAUUGAGCCACAGUGUGAAGACAAGUGCGCAGGUGCUAAUCAGCUGCCGGAAUAAUCGAAAGCUUCUCGGUCGGGUAAAAGCUUUCGAUAGACACUGCAACAUGGUCCUGGAGAACGUAAAAGAACUGUGGACCGAGAUACCAAAAACCGGGAAGGGAUGCAAAAAAGCAAGAACCAUAAGCAAAGAUCGCUUUCUAAGCAAGAUGUUUAUUCGCGGAGAUUCUGUGAUUCUUGUGCUCCGGAAUCCGAAAUGAUAUGUUUUGCAGGAUCUGACCAGUUGAAUCUGAGAAGUGCCAGGGGUUGUUCAAACUCUUGCAAACAAGCUUAAGGCGCGUGUGCCCGUGAAAACCUUCGAGUGCAUGAUCCUAUUGAAAUGGUCUGCGAGGCUCGGUCAUUCGGUGUCAUCGUGAUUGCUCAGCUUGCUCGUCAUAAGUCACCAAACUGCAAAGAAACCACAAAGUUCUGCGAAGGUAUUACCUUAUUCUUUUUAGGAGGAUCUUGUAGGCGGAGUCAAACUUUCAGAUUCACGUGAUGGUAGGCAACCCGACUACAAUCUUCCUGACCCAGCUUCAAAAGUUCCAGUUGACUUUUCCCACGACCAGGCGAGUUCCGCCAACGCGAUGCUUUAGGCAGGGCUCAAGAUACGGCAUUUUGUGUCAAGAGUUCUACUUGAAUAGUCAUCUUGGUAUCAAAUAAAUCGCUAGUCAACGCACGCC
Molecule: messenger RNA, 806 nt
Organism: Micromonas commoda
Lineage: Eukaryota; Viridiplantae; Chlorophyta; Mamiellophyceae; Mamiellales; Mamiellaceae
Gene: SNRPD2|FCP1
Product: small nuclear ribonucleoprotein sm D2
Exons: 2
Coding region: 39-344 (101 amino acids)
Biological process (GO): RNA splicing; spliceosomal snRNP assembly
Cellular component (GO): U4/U6 x U5 tri-snRNP complex; U5 snRNP; U1 snRNP
Molecular function (GO): RNA binding
Source: RefSeq, a predicted model, not a curated record